Fusarium oxysporum Fo47 is the source of this 549-nucleotide messenger RNA. Its product is annotated as CinA family protein. Lineage: Eukaryota; Fungi; Ascomycota; Sordariomycetes; Hypocreales; Nectriaceae. The transcript has a single exon. Bases 1 to 549 code for a protein of 182 amino acids. The record is from RefSeq and is a predicted model, not a curated record.
AUGGCAACAUUGAAUUACGUGAAACGAAGCUCAGAAACCAUCACAGACAUCGCCAAAGAUGUAAUACGACUUCUAAAAGAAGAGAAAGAAACUGUCGGUGUCGCCGAGUCCUUAACAGGCGGGAGUAUCAUGGCCGCCCUAACAGCAGUCGAAGGCGCAAGUUCUGUCUGUCGCGGCGGCAUAGUUUCCUACAGCAUUGGCAUAAAAGUCAACAUACUCGGAGUUAGUCAAUCUAUCAUCACGAAACACGGCGCUAUCAACGGGGAAGUCGUGGAACAAAUGGCUGCUGGCGCUCGCAGCAUCACAACGCUCGAUACGCCAACGACGUGGGGACUCAGUACUACGGGUGUGGCAGGACCCGGUACUGAGGAAGGAAAAGCACCUGGGACGGUGUUUAUUGGAAUCUCGAGGGCCGGUCAGGAUAGGGCCUUUGGGCCGUUUUACUUUCCGGGGGAUCGAGAUGCUGUCAGGAAAGCUACCAUUACGAAGGCGCUGGAGCAGUUGAGAGAACUUCUACGUGACCGAGAUCACAUGGAUGAGCGACCAUGA